Molecule: messenger RNA, 2817 nt
Organism: Botrytis sinoallii
Lineage: Eukaryota; Fungi; Ascomycota; Leotiomycetes; Helotiales; Sclerotiniaceae
Exons: 2
Coding region: 230-2377 (715 amino acids)
Biological process (GO): transmembrane transport; intracellular iron ion homeostasis
Cellular component (GO): mitochondrial inner membrane
Molecular function (GO): ATP binding; ABC-type transporter activity; ATP hydrolysis activity
Source: RefSeq, a predicted model, not a curated record
AUUCAUUCUUAGCUGAUUUUCUUUUGAUAAAAGAGAACGACAUUUCUUUCAAUUGUGCUUCUUUCACAUUCCAUUUUGACAGCAUUUUCACAUUGAAUAAAUUACUUAAUUCUGGCUGUUUGUUGAUUCCUUAUCGAUAACUACAACUUUAUACAUGGGGGUCUUCUUGGAAUAGCUGAGGCAUGCGCAGUCGAUGAUCUAUGGGCAGUGAGAAUAGAUUUGGUUUACGAUGAGCUUCCGAAGCUUACACAGCUUCCAUGGAGCUUCUUGCAUAUAUGCAAAAGCUUCAUUGCGACAUCCACGAUGGGCACAGCCGGGGGUAGGCCUCAGGGUAUUCACAAGCACCAAUCGACUCUUGAAAGACAUUCCCAAAGGCAGUGCUAUUCAGAGCCAAUCUUUAAGAAAUGCGAAAUCAGCGGACGAUAUACCUGGGUCGACGCCUGAGACGGCGAAAAAAGCCCCUCUUGCCAUACCGAUAACGGCAAGAAAAGAUCCAUUGGCCCUUGAUGAUAAAACAAACAAGGAGCAAAGGAAGGCGGACUGGGCGAUUAUAAAAGAGAUGUCACAGUAUUUGUGGCCCAAAGACAAUAUGGGAACAAGAGUUCGGGUUGGAUUAUCCCUCGGGUUGCUAGUUGGAGCUAAAGUGUUAAAUGUGCAAGUACCUUUCUACUUCAAAAGCAUUGUCGAUGCUAUGAAUGUUGAUUUUGCUGCUCUUGGAGGCACAGCUACAACCGUCGCCGGAUCGAUGAUAUUGGCUUAUGGACUUACCAGAAUUGGAGCUACUUUGUUUCAAGAAGUACGGAAUGCUGUCUUCGCUAGCGUUGCCCAAAAGGCUAUUAGGAGGGUAGCUUGCAAUGUUUUUGAUCAUCUAUUAAGACUCGAUCUCAAUUUCCAUCUCUCGAAGCAGACCGGUGGAUUGACUAGAGCUAUCGAUCGUGGUACAAAAGGUAUUAGCUUCUUGCUUACAUCCAUGGUUUUCCAUAUUUUCCCGACAGUGUUGGAGAUAUCUAUGGUUUGCGGUAUCUUGACCUAUCAAUAUGGUGCCAAAUUCGCGGCUAUCACAGCUCUCACCAUGGUGGGAUAUACAGCAUUUACCAUUUCGACUACUGCCUGGAGAACAAAAUUUCGAAGAGCCGCCAAUGCCGCUGAUAAUAAAGGUUCGACAGUUGCUGUAGACUCUCUGAUAAACUAUGAGGCAGUCAAAUACUUCAACAACGAGAAAUACGAAGUGGGUAGAUAUGACCAGGCACUCAAAGCUUACGAGAAAUCAUCCAUCAAGGUCGCAACAUCUUUAGCAUUCCUCAAUAGUGGACAAAAUUUGAUCUUCUCAAGUGCAUUAACUGCCAUGAUGUACUUAGCUGCAGAUGGUGUAGCUACAGGAAACUUGACAGUGGGUGAUCUUGUAAUGGUCAACCAAUUGGUCUUUCAACUCUCGGUUCCCUUAAAUUUCCUUGGAUCCGUAUACCGAGAACUUCGACAAUCCUUAUUGGACAUGGAAACGCUUUUCAACCUGCAAAAGGUCAAUGUAGCUGUCAGGGAAGCUCCGAAUGCGAAGCCCCUGCAGCUAACUAAAGGUGGCGAGAUUACAUUCGAGAAUGUAACCUUUGGUUACCAUCCAGACCGUCCGAUCCUGAAAAAUCUCAGCAUGACCAUUCCUGCUGGCAAAAAGAUUGCUAUUGUUGGACCUAGUGGCUGUGGAAAAUCAACAGUCCUGCGACUCUUAUUCCGUUUCUAUGAUGUUCAAGAGGGAAGAAUUUUGAUUGAUGGCCAAGACAUACAAAACGUGAGUUUGGAGUCACUGAGGAUAGCCAUUGGCGUCGUUCCUCAAGACACACCACUUUUCAAUGAUUCCAUUGAACAUAACAUCAGAUAUGGUAAUUUGGAGGCAUCUGACGAAAAAGUCAAAGAAGCAGCACAACGUGCAAAGAUUCAUAGCAUUAUCACAACACUCCCCGAUGGAUAUAAAACAAUGGUUGGUGAACGGGGAAUGAUGAUUUCUGGAGGAGAAAAGCAAAGAUUGGCUGUGUCAAGACUUAUCUUGAAAGAUCCUCCGCUGUUAUUCUUUGACGAGGCGACAUCUGCAUUGGAUACACAUACGGAACAGGCACUCAUGCAAAAUAUCAACAGCAUUUUGAAAGAGAAAUCAAGGACUAGCGUUUUCGUCGCUCAUAGGCUUCGAACAAUCUUUGAUAGCGAUAAAAUCAUAGUACUGAAGGAGGGGUCAGUGGCUGAAAGUGGGACGCAUAGAGAACUGGUUGAUACUGGUGGGGUAUAUUCCGAUCUCUGGAGUGUACAAGAAACUCUUUUUGCCGAAACGGAGAAAGGUAAAGAACGAGAGGUUAAUAUUCCCGACGUCUCGAAAGAGGAGAGUAGAUAGAUUUGAUCGAUAAGAACUUGUUAUCUUGAAUGGGCCAGAUGCAUACAUGCCGCAGGGUAAACCCCCUUUCACAUUUAAAGUCCCACCAAUCGAGGCUGCAUACAAGUGGGACUAGACUUUCUUGUGUGCUUCGAACCCCCGUAACACUGGAUAACAUUUACCCCUCAACCACUGUACAACAGUACAGACCACCAAGCAUCAACUCUCAAGGUGAACGCAUUAUCGUGUAUUGUUUAUGUCUGUUUCAUGAUUUCAAAUGAACAAUUUAUGGAAUUGGAUGAACAUGACGAUGAUUGUGUUCGGGGCUGCACAAAAUUGAUCCAGACAAGCACCCACUUUAGAAUUACUCGGGAAGACGGGUUCUAAAUCCAGAAAAACAGACCCAACGAGUCACAAAGUCGGCUGGGGAAUGAAGGCGAGACUGACAAGAGCCUUUUUAG